Molecule: messenger RNA, 2434 nt
Organism: Corythoichthys intestinalis (scribbled pipefish)
Lineage: Eukaryota; Metazoa; Chordata; Actinopteri; Syngnathiformes; Syngnathidae
Gene: synpra
Product: synaptoporin a
Exons: 6
Coding region: 222-1073 (283 amino acids)
Cellular component (GO): synaptic vesicle membrane; synaptic vesicle
Source: RefSeq, a predicted model, not a curated record
CUUAAAAGUAUAUUUCUGUUAUUUGCGUGAGCUCAAUGGUUGACAAAUUAGACCGUAACAAAACCUCAACAAGAACGGGAGGGUGACUCGGUUCCUUUCGGAUGGAGUCGGAAUAUCCGAGCCAAAAGACCCUUUGAUGCCAUCGUUCACUGUAUCGUGUCUCUGCUGUUUGUUUACAUCCAAUUAAACGAGUGCCUGUAGGACGAGGAGACAGUGCUGGAAUGGACGCUGCAAAUCAGUUUACAUCUGCAGGGACCUUCCAGGUACUUAAAUUACCUCUGGGGUUUAUCCGUGUUUUGGAAUGGCUCUUUGCCAUUUUUGCCUUCGCAACAUGUGGGGGCUACUCAGGGCAGCUACGGGUUAGUGUGGACUGCAUGGAGAAGGCCAGCAGUAACCUCAGCAUUGCCAUUGACUUCGCUUAUCCAUUUAGGUUGCACCAAGUGUCUUUUGAAGCACCAAUGUGUGAGGGCAUGAGGAGAGAGCGCCUCUUUCUCAUCGGAGACUAUUCAUCCUCGGCUGAGUUCUUUGUCACAAUUGCAGUAUUUGCAUUCAUCUACUCCCUUGUUGCCACCGUUGUCUACAUCUUCUUUUUUAACAAGUACCGUGAAAACAUCAGAGGACCACUGAUUGAUUUUGUUGUGACCGUUGUGUUCUCCUUCAUGUGGCUCGUCAGCUCUUCUGCUUGGGCCAAAGCUUUGUCUGAUGUCAAGCUGGCUACAGAUCCAGAUGAGGUUCAGGUCCUUAUUCCUGCUUGUAAGGAUCCAACAAAUAAAUGCGGCUCUGUGCAGGAACCACGCUGGUCUGGACUUAACACUUCAGUGGUGUUUGGGUUCCUCAACUUUGUUCUCUGGGCGGGAAACAUCUGGUUUGUCUUCAAGGAGACUGUUUGGCAUAAGGGUGGUACCAGGUUUGCGGGUGGGGUCUCUGAGAAGCAGACCAGCACUUUUACCCAGCAGCCCAACAACCAAGGCGGCUUUGAUCAGUCUGGGAGCUACAACACACAGUGUGACCUAAGCCAGCCAUCUGAGUACAGUCAGGUUGGAGGGCCAUCUUCUUACGCCAAUCAAAUGUAGUUUACCUUUUACUUUCUUUUCACCAUAAGAGGUACUUACGGCAACAGGUGAUGGCAAUGAGAAGGAGGUGGGGGGGCAUAAUCAAGAGGUGUUAGAAAAGUUUAAAGGUUUUGUCAGGGACAUUUUUUUAGUCUUUCAGAGUUUCAUUUAGGGAGAGAGGGUGGAAGCGAGGGGUAAAUGCAGUGUGUUUUAUUUAUUCUUGUUUGGAUUAUAUCUAUUUGCUUGGUAAUGUUUGCACUUGGAUGUUAUUGGUAUUUGUAUAAUCCUAAAUUUGAAAAUGUUUUGUGCAUGAUAUUUCUACAUGUUAUUCUCUUAUUUUAAUGCUAUUUAGCAUAAUAUAACAGUUGGAGCUCGGUUUACAUCUUCAAUUAUUAACCUUAACUGAAGUAUAUUUUAGUGAAUCAAUGUAUGUGACUGAUAAAACACAUUGCAGGCAAUUUUGUUAUGCUCAUGUUAAAACAAUUUCCUAUUUUCCCCACAAGUGGGUGCUCUUGCAACAGUUUACUGUGAAUGUUGUUCAUGCUUGUGUCAGACUUUUAAAACAUAAGGUUUAGCUCAGUGAAAGCAUGCCAAGAUGUCAUCUGACAUAUCACAAGCCCAGCAAAAAAUGCACAUCAGUGUAAGUGGUAUUAUAUUUAUAUACAAAAUUGUUUAUUCCAAACUGUCAAUCAAAUGUUUUAAAUUUAAAGAGGUCUUACUCAAGGAAACUAUGCUAAGUGAUUUUUGUCUCAUGGAAUAUAAGUGCAACCUAUAUUGUAUGUACAGUAUAUGCAUGUGACAAUAAACCAGCCCGCAUCUCUAGUAGCGUUCUUGCUCCUGUUUUCACGUCACCUCAGACUAUUCAAGUCAAAAGGCACCAUCUGCUGGCUAAUGCUUAGUAUUAUAAAAGGCUGACCUAUUGGUUUUUUUUUUUCUUUCUUCCACUGAACUGUGCUGGUUGCCUGUCAUUUACCAGCACUCCCAAUUUUGACAACUACUCACACAGAUAGGCAAUAUUCAAUCAACUUAUAUGAAUCAAAUCAAUUGUUGCCCUUCACAACUGCUUUUUUUCCUCCAAAGUCAAGAGCUAAGAAAAUAAAUGACCUUUCAGAAUGGUUUGCUGAGAUAUUUCUAUAAUUGGGCAGCUCGGUCACUACAGAUUUAACAAGUGGUGUUAUUUCGCUAACAAUUGCAACCAAGUUCAGCACAGGCAAAAAAAAUGUUUCAACUUACUCUAGCAUACACAUUGAAACUUUGUCUUCCCAGUGAAAGUGCAGUAAAACUGCUCAAAGGAAUGUAAUGCAUUAUUUAAAAUUCAAUUGCAAUGCAUUUUCAUACUCAAAACAAAACAUGAGAACUUUUUUUGCAGACAGUGUUUGUGA